This is a messenger RNA of Salvelinus namaycush (lake trout), 939 nucleotides long. Its product is annotated as vegetative cell wall protein gp1-like. Bases 1 to 939 code for a protein of 312 amino acids. NCBI's taxonomy places the organism in Eukaryota, Metazoa, Chordata, Actinopteri, Salmoniformes, Salmonidae. The record is from RefSeq and is a predicted model, not a curated record. The transcript has 3 exons.
AUGCCCACCGAUAGUGGGAAGAUGGAAGAAACCAUCAAAAAUCAAAGUCUUGGGAACACUGAAUACAUCAUCGGAAGGAGCGGGCUGAGGAGGAAAAGAGGGAGCGGUCAACACCGCCUCCGUCCCACUGUUCCCCAGGUCAACAACGCCCCCGUCCCACUGUUCCCCAGGUCAACAACGCCCCCGUCCCACUGUUCCCCAGGUCAACAACGCCCCAGUCCCACUGUUCCCCAGGUCAACAACGCCCCCGUCCCACUGUUCCCCAGGUCAACAACGCCCCAGUCCCACUGUUCCCCAGGUCAACAACGCCCCAGUCCCACUGUUCCCCAGGUCAACAACGCCCCAGUCCCACUGUUCCCCAGGUCAACAACGCCCCCGUCCCACUGUUCCCCAGGUCAACAACGCCCCCGUCCCACUGUUCCCCAGGUCAACAACGCCCCCGUCCCACUGUUCCCCAGGUCAACAACACCCCCGUCCCACUGUUCCCCAGGUCAACAACGCCUCCGUCCCACUGUUCCCCAGGUCAACACCGCCCCCGUCCCACUGUUCCCCAGGUCAACAACGCCCCCGUCCCACUGUUCCCCAGGUCAACACCGCCCCCGUCCCACUGUUCCCCAGGUCAACAACGCCUCCGUCCCACUGUUCCCCAGGUCAGCACCGCCCCUGUCCCACUGUUCCCCAGGUCAACAACACCCCAGUCCCACUGUUCCCCAGGUCAACAACACCCCAGUCCCACUGUUCCCCAGGUCAACAACACCCCAGUCCCACUGUUCCCCAGGUCAACAAAGCCCCAGUCCCACUGUUCCCCAGGUCAGUGACCGCCCCAGUCCCAUUGAUCCCCAGGUCAACAACACCCCAGUCCCACUGAUCCCUAGGUCAACAAUGCCCCCGUCCCACUGUUCCCCAGGUCAACAAAGCCCCAGUCCCACUGAUUCCUAG